Messenger RNA from Haemonchus placei, 309 nucleotides. NCBI's taxonomy places the organism in Eukaryota, Metazoa, Nematoda, Chromadorea, Rhabditida, Trichostrongylidae. The record is from the annotation of a GenBank genome assembly.
AUGGGCAACCUGAUACCAUAUAGAUUCUGCAGAACAAGGCAAAUUUGGAUAGGCCAACUUGAACCAAUCAGGACAACUAUUUGCCCUCCACAGGCGAGUUCACCGCCAACGCAACCGGCUUUUACACCACCAGAUCAGGCGGCUAUUCCAGCCCCAGCACAGCAACAGCAGGCAGGAGCGCAGCCGUUGGAGGAGGCUGUAGUCAGAGCCAUUAGGGGCUUGGUGCCGGUGUCGGCACUUGGCAGUGCUGAGCCCGGCCCGUCGACCAUUCCUACGUUCAGAAAGAAGAGCCUACGGCAAACAAUAUGA